This is a messenger RNA of Diatraea saccharalis (sugarcane borer), 1023 nucleotides long. Lineage: Eukaryota; Metazoa; Arthropoda; Insecta; Lepidoptera; Crambidae. The record is from the annotation of a GenBank genome assembly.
GCAACUGAGCCUUAACAUUCGAUGGAGUACCUGCGCGGACACGAGGCGCGCCAGACCGCGCGGCGCCAGACGCGCCAGCGCCGCCAGCGCCGCGCGCCGCCGCCAGCGCGCGCUCAGCGGGCAGCACUCCGCCGCGCCCCCCGCCGCGCCCCCGCCCCCCACCGCGCCCAACCUAACGGGAUUUGUUUUCGAUAUCAGUUCGAUUUCGCUACGUUAAAUACGCAAGCGGCACCCGGAGGAUGCAAAAAAAACAAUUUUUAUUUUAGACUAUUUAAUAUAAUUAAAAUAUUGCAACUAAGUAUGUGACUACUGUUCGAUGGUGUAACAAAAAGUGCCGCUUUGUAAGUCGUCGCCGCAUCGUCCGGUGUCCGAUGAUGCACGUUCCGCAGCGUCAGCGCCUCGUGACUGGUUCAUAGUUUGUUUCGUAAUUUUGGGUAAUCGCUAGCUUGCAGGUUGCACGAUGUGGCAGUGUAACACGUUGUUCGCUAAUUAAUGUUAGCAAACAAUAAUUUAUGGCAAGUCAUUCGAUACGGCAGGGUUAUGUCUUCAUAGUGAAAGUACAAGUUACUAUUUAUGUUCGAAAUAUAUUAGCCGUUUCAAUUUGUAAGUAUUUAGUUUCUUAGUAAUCAAUUCCGUAAAAUAAAUUAGAAAAUAUUAUGCUGUAAAAACUUGAAGAAAGCAAGAAAAAUACUGUAUAUGCUACAAAUAUUUAUUAAAAUACUUAUGGCAUUUAAUCAGUUACAUAAAACUUAACAACUUUCACUGCAGCAGCUGUAAACAUAAAUGUGCAAACAACUCAAUAUUUUAUAAAGAUCGCCCAGACGCCCUUUAAUUUUCGCUACCGUAAUACCGUAUGACGUUUAACUUGUUUAACAACUUUACUUGUAGCAAGCCUUUUCGGCCGACUUACAGCAAUCCCAGACAUACACUUAUCUCCGAAACAGUUAAUCACAGACAUACUGCUCCUUCCGUAUUAAUACUUAGAUAUUAAUGGACUAUAUAUUAAUAACUAUAACUAGAUAA